AUGGUGACUAAUCUCAGGCAGCUGUCCUGCUGUGCUUUGUGUCAGGAGCUCCUGAGGGAUCCAGUCUCCACCAGCUGUGGACACUGGUUCUGCAGACGGUGCAUCACCUCAUACUGGGACCAGUCUGAUCCAUCAGGAGAUCCUGCCUGUCCCCAGUGUGGAGAAAGAUCCAGAACGAGAACUGGACUGCAGACACCCAGUCAAACCAGCCCAGUGGACGGCGGUCUGCAGGAGGUUUUAGACGAGCAUAAGAUCAGUCUGAGGAGGAGAUGUGAAUUUGUGACAGAAGGAACUGCUGCAGCAGGAAGUGGAACCCCCCUCAACAGGAUCUACACUGAGCUCUACAUCACACAGGGAUGGAGGGAAGGGGUUAAUACCCAACAUGAGGUGUGGCAGCUGGAGACAACAUCCAAGAUGGAGACCCUCAGUGACACUCCAAUCAAGUGCCAGGACAUCUUCAAACCCUUACCUGACCAACACACACACAUCAGAGUAGUUGUGACGCAGGGCGUUGCUGGCAUUGGAAAAACCUUCUCAGUGCAGAAGUUCACUCUGGACUGGGCAGAGGGCUUGGAAAACCAACAUGUCAGUCUUGUGGUUCUGCUUUCGUUCCGAGAGCUGAACUUGAUCAAAGAUGAGCGCUACAGUCUUCUCCAGCUGCUCCGUGUUUUCCAUCCAACAUUACAGACGGUCACAGCAGAGCAGCUCGCCGUCUGUAAAGUCGUGUUCAUCUUUGACGGCCUGGAUGAAAGCAGGUUUUUAUUGGAUUUCCAGAACAAUGAGGUCUUGUCUGAUGUCACACAGACAUCAUCAGUAGACGUGCUGUUGACAAACCUCAUCAAGGGGAAUCUGCUUCCCUCGGCUCUCCUCUGGAUAACUUCCAGACCUGCAGCAGCCAAUCAGAUCCCUCCUACAUGUGUUGACAGGGUAACAGAAGUGCGAGGGUUCACUGACCUCCAGAAGGAGGAGUACUUCAGGAGGAGAUCCAGGGAUAAGAAGCUGUGCAGCAGAAUCAUCUCACACAUCAAGGCGUCCAGGAGCCUCCACAUCAUGUGCCACAUCCCAGUCUUCUGCUGGAUCACUGCUACAGUUCUGGAGCACAUGUUGACUACAGACCAGAGAGGAGAGCUGCCCAAGAGCCUGACUGAGAUGUACUCACACUUCCUGCUGGUUCAGACACAGAGGAAGAAGCACAAGUACGAUGAGAGACAUGACAGGAGUCAGCAGGAGCUGAUGAAGACUGACAGGAAAGUUCUUCUGAAGCUGGGCCGGCUGGCGUUUGAACAUCUGGAGAAAGGCAACCUGAUGUUCUACCAAGAAGACCUGGAGGAGUGUGGUCUUGAUGUCAGAGAGGCCUCGGUGUACUCAGGAGUGUUCACAGAGAUCUUCAAAUCAGAGUGUGUGCUCUUCCAGAGAAAAGUCUACUGCUUUGUUCAUCUGAGCAUUCAGGAGUUUCUGGCUGCAGUCUACAUCUUCCACUGCUACACCAACAAGAACACAGAGGUACUGGCCAGAGUCAUGAGGAGUGAAUGUGAUGACAAAAAGCCAUCGUUGGAUAUCUUCCUGGAGACAGUCAUGUCUGAAGCCCUGUGGAGCAAAAAUGGUCACCUGGACCUCUUUGUCCGUUUCCUUCAUGGCCUCUCACUGAAGUCCAACCAGAGGCUCUUAGGAGGCCUGCUGGGGUCCAACCAGAGCAGACCAGAAGACAUCCAGAGAGUCAUCAACAACCUGAAGGGGAUGAACACCGACAGUGUCUCACCUGACAGAAGCAUCAACAUCUUCCACUGUUUGAUGGAGAUGAACGACUUCUCAGUGCAUCGGGACAUCCAAGAGUUCCUGAAGUCAGAGAACAGAUCAGAGAAGAAACUCUCUGAGAUCGACUGCUCAGCUCUGGCCUACAUGCUGCAGAUGUCAGAGGAGGUUCUGGAUGUGUUGGACCUGAAGGCGUACAGAACAUCAGAUGAGGGACGACGGAGACUGAUCCCAGCUGUGAGGGACUGCAGGAAGGCUCGACUUUCUGGCUGUGGACUCUCAGAGACUCACUGUGAAGUUGUGGCCUCGGCUCUGAAGUCCAACCCCCAUCUGACAGAGCUGGACCUGAGUGAGAACUACACGCUGGAGGAUUCAGGAGUGAAGCUGCUGUCUGCUGGACUGGAGAGUCCAAACUGCAGACUGAAGACUCUCAGAUUGAGGUACUGCAGGUUGACAGAGAGCAGCUGUGCUUCUCUGGCCUCGGCUCUGAAGUCCAACCCCCAUCUGACAGAGCUGGACCUGAGUGAGAACCAGCUGCAGGAUUCAGGAGUGGAGCUGCUGUCUGCUGGACUGGAGAGUCCAAACUGCAGACUGGAGACUCUCAGACUGAGGAACUGCAGGUUGACAGAGAGCAGCUGUGCUUCUCUGGCCUCGGCUCUGAAGUCCAACCCCCAUCUGACAGAGCUGGACCUGAGUGAGAACCAGCUGCAGGAUUCAGGAGUGGAGCUGCUGUCUGCUGGACUGGAGAGUCCAAACUGCAGACUGAAGACUCUCAGACUGAGAGACUGCAGCUUGACAGAGAGCAGCUGUGCUUCUCUGGCCUCAGCUCUGAAGUCCAACCCCCAUCUGACAGAGCUGGACCUGAGUGAGAACCAGCUGCAGGAUUCAGGAGUGGAGCUGCUGUCUGCUGGACUGGAGAGUCCAAACUGCAGACUGAAGACU
This is a messenger RNA of Myripristis murdjan (pinecone soldierfish), 2694 nucleotides long. RefSeq names its product NACHT, LRR and PYD domains-containing protein 12-like. Lineage: Eukaryota; Metazoa; Chordata; Actinopteri; Holocentriformes; Holocentridae. The transcript has 7 exons. Gene Ontology annotation, molecular function: protein binding. The annotation marks the transcript as partial. The record is from RefSeq and is a predicted model, not a curated record.